AUGUUCAACUCGACUCACUUGCGUCGGGUCGUCUCGACGGCGCCGAAACAGCGUCUGAAGAAGAAAAACCACUUUGCCACAGCGGGUCUGCCGCUCGUUCUCUUUGUCGUCGGCGGUUACGUGGCCCUCACGCAGUUUGUCGGUGGCAAGUACGAGGCGCGAGAUCAUGCGGUCAAGAGUCAGUCGGAGCACGUUUUCAACUUGGAGGAAGAGCACAAAAAAAUGACGGCAAAGUUGACUCUCGACGACUUUGAGCUCAAACCCGUGCCGGACGCCCCCGAAACCCGCUAG
Hyaloperonospora brassicae is the source of this 291-nucleotide messenger RNA. The record is from the annotation of a GenBank genome assembly. Lineage: Eukaryota; Oomycota; Peronosporomycetes; Peronosporales; Peronosporaceae.